This is a messenger RNA of Trichechus manatus latirostris (Florida manatee), 5301 nucleotides long. It is a transcript of the gene STRC, whose product is annotated as stereocilin. Gene Ontology annotation, biological process: cell-matrix adhesion. NCBI's taxonomy places the organism in Eukaryota, Metazoa, Chordata, Mammalia, Sirenia, Trichechidae. The transcript is spliced from 29 exons. The record is from RefSeq and is a predicted model, not a curated record. Gene Ontology annotation, cellular component: cell surface; stereocilium tip; kinocilium. The coding region runs from base 1 to 5301 and encodes 1766 amino acids.
AUGGCUCUGAGCCUCUGGCCUCUACUACUGUUGCUGCUGUCCUGUGCAGUGAUGCUGGCCCCUAUGGGGUCUCGGUCCCUGGACCCUGGUCUCUCCCUCCUGAAGUCAUUACUCUCUGCUCUGGAUCGGGCUCCCCAGGUCUCCCUCAGCCGCUCACAGUUUUCUGCAUUCUUGGCCAACAUUUCUACUUCCUUUGAGCUUGGGAGAAUGGGGGAGGGGCCAGUGGGAGAACCCCCACCUCUGCAGCCCCCUGCCCUCCGGCUCCAUGAUUUCCUAGUGACACUGAGAGGCAGCCGGGACUGGGAGCCAAUGCUGGGGCUGCUGGGGGAUAUACUGGCAUUGCUGGGACAGGAGCAGACUCCUCGGGACUUCCUGGGGCACCAGGCAGGUGUGCUAGGUGGACUUGCAGAAGUGCUCCUGGGAGCCUUAGUUCCUGGAGGGCCCCCUGCCCCUACCCGGCCCCCAUGCACCCGUGAUGGGCCCUCCGACUGCGUCCUGGCUGCUGACUGGUUGCCUUCUCUGCUGCUGUUGUUAGAGGGUACACGCUGGCAGACCCUGGUGCAGGUGCAGCCCACUGUGGUCCUGACCAAUGCCACAGACCUCAAUGGGAGGGAGCCAGCCCCUCACUUUUUGCAGGGCCUGUUGGGCUUACUCACCCCGACAGAGGAGCUGGGCUCUGAGGAGGCUCUUUGGGGAGGUCUGCUACGCACAGUGGGGGCCCCCCUCUACGCUGCCUUCCAGGAGGGACUGCUCCGUGUUACUCGCUCUCUGCAGGACGAGGUGUUUUCCAUUCUGGGACUACCAGAACCUGAUGCCAAUGGGCAGUGCCAGGGAGGUAACCUUCAGCAGCUGCUCCUGUGGGGCGUCCGGCACAACCUCUCUUGGGAUGUCCAGGCACUGGGCUUUCUGUCUGGAUCGCCACCCCCACCCCCUGCCCUCCUCUACUGCAUGAGCACAGGUGUGCCUCUGCCCAGGACUUCCCAGCCUGCAGCCCACAUCAGCCCUCGCCAACGGCGAGCCAUCUCUGUGGAGGCCCUCUGCGAGAACCACUCAGACCUAGCACCACCCUACAGCGUUUCCAACUUCUCCAUCCACUUGCUCUGCCAGCACGCCAAGCCUGCCACCCCACAGCCCCCUCCCAGCACCACUGCCAUCUGCCAGACAGCUGUGUGGUAUGCUGUGUCAUGGGCUCCAGGUGCCCAGGGCUGGCUGCAGGCGUGCCACGACCAGUCUCCUGAUCAGUUCCUUGAGGCAAUCUGUAGCAACCUCUCCUUUUCAGCCCUGUCUGGCCCAAACCGCCGCCUGGUAAAGCGGCUUUGUGCCGGCCUACUCCCACCCCCCACAAGCUGCCCUGAAGGUCUGCCCCCUGUUCCCCUCACCCCAGACAUCUUCUGGGGUUGCUUCUUAGAGAACGAGACUCUGUGGGCCGAGCGGCUGUGUGCGGAGGCAAGUCUGCAGGCUGUGCCCCCCAGCAACCAGAUUUGGGUUCAGCAUGUGUGCCAGGGCCCCACUCCAGAUAUCACUGACUUCCCACCCUGCCACAUUGGACCCUGUGGGGAGCGCUGCCCAGAUGGGGGCAGCUUCCUGGUGAUGGUCUGUGCCAAUGACACUAUGUACGAGGCCCUGGUGCCCUUCUGGCCUUGGCUAGCAGGCCAGUGCAGAAUAAGUCGUGGAGGCAAUGACACUUGCUUCCUAGACGGGCUUCUGGGCCCCCUCUUGCCCUCUCUGCCAGCACUGGGACCAUCCCCACUCUGCCUGGCUCCUGGCCCCUUCCUGCUUGGCAUGCUGUCCCAGUUGCCACGCUGUCAGUCCUCUGUGCCAGCCCUUGCCCACCCCGCACGCCUUCACUAUCUGCUGCGCCUGCUGACCUUCCUCCUGGGCCCAGGGGCCGGCGGGGCUGAGGCCCAGGGGCUGCUGGGCCAGGCCUUGCUGCUCUCCAGUCUCCCGGACAACUGCUCCUUCUGGGACACCUUCCGGCCAGAGGGCCGGCACAGCGUGCUGCGGACAGUCGGGGAGUACCUGGAGCAGGAGGAGCAGACCCCACCGGGCUUUGACCCUUCUGUCAGCGCCGGCUCUGGACUGAGCAAGACAGAGCUGCUGGCCUGCUUCAGCCCCGUGUUGUGGGAUCUGCUCCAGAGGGAGAAGAGUGUUUGGGCCCUGCAGAUUCUAGUGCAGGAGUACCUGCACAUGCCCCCAGAAAAUCUCCAGCAGCUGGUGCUCUCAGCAGAGAGGGAGGCCGCUCAGAGCUUCCUGACACUCAUGCACCGUUCCUGGGCCCAGCUACAGGUACGACCAUCAGAGGAGCAGGCUGUGGGUCGCCUGACAGCCCUGCUGCUUCAGCGGUACCCACGCCUCACUUCCCAGCUCUUCAUCGACUUGUCUCCGCUCAUCCCCUUCUUGGCUGUCUCGGACUUGAUGCGCUUCCCACCAUCCCUGUUGGCCAACGACACCGUCCUGGCUGCUAUCCGGAACUACAGCCCAGGAAUGAGGCCUGAACAGAAGGAGGCUUUGGCAAAGCGACUGCUGGCCCCCGAGCUGUUUGGGGAAGUGCCUGCCUGGUCCCAGGAGCUGCUGUGGGCAGUUGUGCCCCUGCUCCCCCAUCUCCCCUUGGAGAACUUUCUGCAGCUCAGCCCUCACCAGAUCCAGGCCCUGGAGGAUAGCUGGCCAGGGGCAGGUCUUGGGCCAGGGCAAGCCCGACAUGUGCUACGCAGCCUGGUGAACCAGAGUGUCCAGGAUGGGGAGGAGCAGGUGCGCAGGCUGGGGUCCCUCGUCUGUUUCCUGAGCCCGGAGGAGCUGCAGAGCCUGGUACCCUUGAAUGACCCGAUGGGGCCAGUAGAACGGGGGCUGCUGGAAUGUGCAGCUAACGGGACCCUCAGCCCACAAGGACGGGUGGCGUAUGAACUCCUGGCGGUGUUGCGCUCAGCUGGAGGAACUGUGCUGAGCCCCCGGGAGCUGCGGGUCUGGGCCCCUCUCUUUCCUCAGCUGGGCCUCCGAUUCCUGCAGGAGCUGUCAGAGCCCCAGCUCAGAGCCAUGCUUCCUGCCCUGCAGGGAACCAGUGUCACACCUGCCCAGGCUGUCCUGCUGCUUGGACGGCUCCUCCCAAGGCAUGAUCUGUCCCUGGAGGAACUCUGCUCCCUACACCCUCUGCUGCCAGGCCUCAGCCCCCAGACACUCCAGGCCAUCCCGAGGCGAGUUUUGGUUGCGGCCUGUCCCUGCCUGGCCCCUGAACUGUCACGUCUUUCAGCCUGCCAGACCGCAGCACUGCUGCACAGCUUUCGGGUGAAAGAUGGCGUUAAAAAUACGGGUACAGCAGGUGGCGGUGCAGCUGUGUGCAUCCCUGGUCGGCCCAGCCCUACCACCUGGCCAGAUUGCCUGCUUCCCCUGCUCCCGUUAAAGCUGCUACAGCUGGACUCCGUGGCUCUUCUGGCUGACCGAAGGCACUCCCGGGAGCUGCUCUGGUCCGAGCAGCAGGCACAGUUUCUCUGGAAGAAGAUGCAAGUGCCCAGCAACCUGACCCUGAGGAAUCUGCAGGCUCUAGGCACCCUGGCAGGGGGCAUGUCCUGUGAGUUUCUACAGCAGAUCAGCUCAAUGGCCGACUUCAUUCAAGUGAUGCACAUGAUCUAUCAGCUGCCCACCGGUGUGCGAGGGAGCUUGAGACUCUGUAUCUGGGAGGAGCUACAGCGGAGGAUGACAAUGCCAGAGCCAGAGCUGGCAACCCUGGGGCCAGAGCUGAGCGAGCUGGACACCAAGCUACUCCUGGACUUACCGAUCCGCCUGAUGGACAGAUUGUCCAAUGAAUCCAUUAUGUUGGUGGUGGAGCUGGUACGAGGAGCUCCAGAGCAGCUGCUGGCAUUGACCCCACCUCACAGAGCAGCCCUGGCGGAGAGGGCACUACAAAACCUGGCUCCAAAAGAGGCCCCAGUCUCAAGGGAAGUGCUGGAGGCAUUGGGCCCCUUGGUUGGAUUCCUGGGGAUAGAGAGCACACGACGGAUCCCCCUACAGACCCUGCUCUCCUAUCUCAGUCAGCUGCAGGACUACUGCCUGGGAGAGCCAUUUGCUACAGAGCUGGGAUGGCUGCUGUUGCAGGAGCCUCUUCUUGGGAAGCCACAGUUGUGGAGCCAGGAUGAAGUAGAACAAGCUGGACGCCUACUAUUCACUCUGUCUACUGAGGCUAUUUCCUUGAUCCCCAGGGAGAUCUUGAGCCCAGAGACCCUGGAGCGGCUUCUAGAGAGGCAGCAGAGCUGGGAGCAGAGCAAAGCUGGACAGCUUUGUGGGGGGCCACAGCUGGUUCCCAAGAAAGCAGCCCUGGUAUCUGGGGUCGUGCAUCCUGCUGCCGAGGAUCUCCCAGAACCUGUGCCAGAUUGUGCAGAUAUACGGGGGACAUUCCCAGCAGCCUGGUCUGCAGCCCAGAUUUCACAAAUGGAGCUCUCCGACUUUGAGGACUGCCUGGCACUCUUUGCAGGAGACCCAGGGCUUGGGCCUGAGGAACUGCGGGCAGCCAUGGGCAAGGCAAAGCAGUUGUGGGGUCCCCCUCAAGGAUUCCGUCCUGAGCAGAUCCUGCAGCUGGGUCGGCUCUUAAUAGGACUAGGAGAGCGGGAGCUACAGGAGCUGCUCCUGGUGGACUGGGGAGUGCUGAGCACCCUGGGCCAGAUAGAUGGCUGGAGCUCUGUCCAGCGCCGGAUUGUGGUCUCCAGCUUCCUGCGGCAGAGUGGCCGGCACGUGAGCCACCUGGACUUCAUUCACUUGACAGCACUGGGUUACACGCUCUGUGGACUGCGGCCAGAGGAGCUACAGCACAUCAGCAGUUGGGAGUUUAGCCAAGCAGCCCUCUUCCUGGGCAACCUGCCUCUCCAGUGCUCUGAGGAGCAGCUAGAGGUUCUGGCCCAGCUCCUUGUGCUGCCUGGUGGCUUUGGUCCCGUCAGUAACUGGGGGCCUGAGAUCUUCACUGAAGUUGGCACAAUAGCAGCUGGGAUCCCAGACCUUGCUCUUUCAGCACUGCUGCGGGGACAGAUCCAGGGCCUUACCCCACUCGCCAUUUCUGUCAUCCCUGCUCCUAAAUUUGCGGUGGUGUUCAGCCCCACCCAGCUGUCUAGUCUCACCAGUGUUCAGGCUGUGGCUGUCACUCCUGAGCAAAUGGCCUUUCUGAGUCCCGAGCAGCGACAAGCAGUUGCAUGGGCCCAGCAUGAGGGGAAGGAAAGCCCAGAACAGCAGGGUCGAAGCACAGCCUGGGGACUCCAGGACUGGUUGCAACUCUCCUGGGCCCUGGCAUUGACCAUAUGCUUCCUUGGCCAACUGCUCUGA